Lontra canadensis (Northern American river otter) is the source of this 5187-nucleotide messenger RNA. It is a transcript of the gene MTSS1, whose product is annotated as MTSS I-BAR domain containing 1. Gene Ontology annotation, cellular component: actin cytoskeleton; cytoplasmic side of plasma membrane. The record is from RefSeq and is a predicted model, not a curated record. Gene Ontology annotation, biological process: positive regulation of actin filament bundle assembly; adherens junction maintenance; plasma membrane organization. The transcript is spliced from 17 exons. The coding region runs from base 469 to 2937 and encodes 822 amino acids. Lineage: Eukaryota; Metazoa; Chordata; Mammalia; Carnivora; Mustelidae. Gene Ontology annotation, molecular function: phospholipid binding; actin binding.
GGCAGCGAGCAACAGAUCCGGACGCCGCGAGCAGAAGCGUUCUGCUGUUGGGCGAUUUUUUUUUUUAAUUUCAAAAAUAUUAUUAAAUUAGAAAAUCCUGCAUUUUUAAAUGGCGCUGGCCCCAGGUCAGCGGGCGAUUUUCUCUGCUUCAAGAUGGGCUUUGCUGUUUCUGUUGUGGGCACCAGUGGUGGCCUAAUUGUCAGUCUUCUCCGGGCAUUUUUAAGGCCAGGAGCCGAGCACUGCAUGUAGGCGAAUCACCCUGCAGAGCAGUUUGGCUUUUAAAAUUAUUGUUAGUAUUUGGGGCAGAGGACAGCCGAUCUUGGGCACUUCGUCCCCUUUGCAGAAGAGGCUGUGAGUCGGAGGUGGGUCGCUCGGAGAGUGGAAUUGCUCGCGGGUGAGCGAGCCCCGGCCCCGCGCACGGUCCAGGCGGCCCCGAGUGUGUGUCCUCUCCCUGCCGGCGCCGGGAAAAUGGAGGCUGUGAUUGAGAAGGAAUGCAGCGCGCUCGGAGGCCUCUUCCAGACCAUCAUCAGCGACAUGAAGGGGAGCUAUCCAGUGUGGGAAGAUUUCAUAAACAAAGCAGGAAAGCUACAGUCCCAGCUUCGGACCACAGUAGUAGCAGCAGCUGCCUUCCUGGACGCCUUUCAGAAAGUGGCUGACAUGGCCACCAACACACGUGGUGGCACCAGGGAGAUUGGCUCCGCCCUGACCAGGAUGUGCAUGAGACACAGGAGCAUAGAAGCCAAGCUCAGGCAGUUCUCCAGUGCUUUGAUUGAUUGUCUGAUAAACCCGCUUCAAGAGCAGAUGGAAGAAUGGAAGAAAGUGGCCAACCAGCUGGAUAAAGACCACGCGAAAGAAUAUAAAAAAGCUCGCCAAGAGAUAAAAAAGAAAUCCUCAGAUACGCUGAAACUACAGAAGAAAGCAAAAAAAGUGGACGCUCUCGCUCCACAGAGGUUUGAAUUGGAAUCUGUCCUCUCCAACAAACCCAAAAGGCCCAGAUCUCCUAUAACAGGGCGAGGCGAUAUCCAGCCUCAGUUGGACAGUGCUCUCCAGGACGUCAACGACAAGUACCUCUUGCUGGAAGAGACAGAGAAGCAGGCGGUCCGGAAGGCUUUGAUUGAGGAGCGUGGUCGGUUCUGCACCUUUAUCUCCAUGCUGCGGCCAGUGAUCGAAGAAGAAAUCUCAAUGCUAGGGGAGAUCACUCACCUUCAGACCAUAUCAGAAGAUCUGAAAAGCCUGACCAUGGACCCUCAUAAGCUGCCCUCCUCAAGCGAACAGGUGAUUCUGGACCUGAAAGGCUCUGAUUACAGCUGGUCGUACCAGACGCCGCCCUCUUCCCCCAGCACAACCAUGUCCCGCAAGUCCAGCGUCUGCAGCAGCCUGAACAGCGUCAAUAGCAGUGACUCGCGCUCCAGCGGCUCCCACUCCCACUCCCCCAGCUCCCACUACCGCUACCGCAGCUCCAACCUGGCCCAGCAGGCACCCGUCCGCCUGUCCAGCGUGUCCUCCCACGACUCAGGAUUCAUUUCCCAGGACGCUUUCCAGUCCAAGUCACCAUCCCCCAUGCCGCCAGAGGCCCCCAACCAGAACUCGUCCAGCUCGGCCUCCUCCGAAGCCUCCGAAACCUGCCAGUCCGUGAGCGAGUGCAGCUCGCCCACCUCCGUCAGCUCAGGCUCCACCAUGGGCGCCUGGGCGUCCACAGAGAAGUUGUCUAACGGGUUUUCUCACUGUAGUUUGCCAAGUGAGUCCCAUGUGGGGCCCGUGGGGGCAAGCCUUUCCCCUCAUUGCCCGCCUGCCUCCCGCCUGCUCCCUCGGGUCACCUCUGUCCACCUUCCAGACUUCGCUCAUUAUCACACCAUUGGGCCCGGCAUGUUCCCGUCAUCUCAGAUCCCUAGCUGGAAGGACUGGGCCAAGCCCGGACCUUACGAUCAGCCUCUGGUGAACACCCUACAGCGCCGCAAAGAGAAGCGGGAGCCGGACCCCAACGGAGGAGGACCCAGCGCCGUGGGUGGCGCGCCUGCAGCGGCCGAGGAGGCGCAGAGACCACGGAGCAUGACCGUGUCAGCUGCCAACAGGCCUGGUGAGGAGAUGGAGGCAUGCGAGGAGCUGGCGCUGGCCCUGUCGCGGGGCCUCCAGCUGGACACCCAGAGGAGCAGCCGGGACUCGCUGCAGUGCUCCAGUGGCUACAGCACGCAGACCACCACACCGUGCUGCUCCGAGGACACCAUCCCCUCCCAAGUUUCAGAUUAUGAUUAUUUCUCUGUAAGUGGCGACCAGGAGGCAGAUCAGCAGGACUUUGACAAAUCCUCCACCAUCCCGAGAAACAGUGACAUCAGCCAGUCCUACCGACGAAUGUUCCAGGCCAAGCGCCCGGCCUCAACGGCUGGUCUCCCCACCACCCUCGGACCUGCUGUGGUCACCCCAGGGGUUGCAACCAUCCGACGGACCCCUUCCACUAAGCCUUCUGUCCGCCGGGGGACCAUCGGAGCCGGUCCCAUCCCCAUCAAGACACCCGUGAUCCCGGUCAAGACCCCAACUGUCCCAGACCUCCCCGGGGUGUUGCCCGCACCUUCGGAUGGGCCAGAGGAAAGGGGUGAGCACAGCCCCGAGUUGCCCUCUGUGGGUGAGGGCCCCCAGGGUGUCACCAGCAUGCCCUCCUCCAUGUGGAGCGGCCAAGCCUCCGUCAACCCUCCUCUCCCAGGCCCGAAGCCAAGUAUCCCCGAGGAGCACAGACAGGCGAUUCCAGAGAGCGAGGCCGAAGACCAGGAGAGGGAUCCCUCAAGUGCCACUGCUUCCCCAGGCCGGAUCCCGGAGAGUGACGCCGCAGACCUGAGCCCCAGAGAUACUCCGCAAGGGGAAGACAUGCUGAACGCCAUCCGAAGGGGCGUGAAGCUGAAGAAGACCACGACGAACGACCGCUCCGCCCCCCGCUUCUCGUAGGCUCUCGCGGGCUCCCCAGAAAUGCUGCCAGUGGGGAAGGAACUGUUCAAUCCAUAAAACCUAAUUUGUCUCGAUCCAUUCCAAUCUAUAAUCAGACAAAAGAUUUUGUAGGCAACUCAGAACACAGCUCUUUUGAAAGUACGUGACACCUUUAGUUAAGAAUUAAAAGUAACAUACAUAACUGACAUACCUUUGAUCUUUUAAUUUGUAAAUAUUGACCAUUUUCUUUCUGCACAUUUUAAUCUUAGUUUCCCUUUUGAUUUUUCUGAAGGUGCCAAAUUCCAUUUAACUUUUUUACAAGUCUUUGUAAAAUUUUAAAUGCAUAAUGGGUGGGGGGGGGUGGUUGGGGCAGGGGAAACACAAAAAAACAAAGUAGUUAAUUUCAGAAAAAAGGAUAACUCUACUUUAGCCUUUUCUUUUCUCUCCUUUUUUCCUGCAAGCUUUUGUAGAUGCAUUGUAGUAGUCUGGCUUAGAAGCAAAUUCAAGUUAUUUUAAUGUACAAACAAAAUGGAUCAAGGGGUAAAAAUCUUCCUUUACAUGUAGUACGUUCUGGCUGAGAAAAGCAGGAGUAACAAUUGAGCAAUAUUCAGAGUGAAGUAAAUCUGGAAAUGGUAGACUCUGUUGGGAUUGGGGGGAGGGCCGUGGGAGGGGCACACCGUCAACAUAGCCGAUCCUGGUAACAUGUAAGAGUAGCCUCGUAGGUUGAAUUUCUAGUAGCUUCAUGGUAAAUGCAUCCGAGUAAGCCAUACUGGAUUGCAGUGUUUGUUUCUGUAGGGUGUUUAAGGACUUCCUUUCUCCCACGAUUCCUCCUGACUGUGCACAGCACCCACCUCCAGUCCCGAGCAUGCUGCCGCCCCCGGGUAGACCCAGAGCCCCCCAAUUCAGUUACUCGUCUCUCGUGCCCAUGUUCAUUGAAUCCAAACACAUCCAAAAAGGGUAAGGCGGUUUUAAAAAUGUGAAAACAUUUUAAAAUGAUAGCAGGGAAUUCUUAGAGAUAGCCAAUGCCUUUUACUUAACCGUGCCCAGCAGGCUGGGUGCGUUGAAAAGCCCAAAUAUUUUGAACAAACUCGAACGGAUCUAACAAGGGUAACCCGCUUGGAAUCUAGCAACUUGCCAGUGUGUUUACUGAUCUGGGGGCUUGUUUUUCUUCUCUUCUUUUAAAUAAGUGGCAGUUAAUUGGCAUCAUACCAAACACUGAAGAACGGAGGAUUUAUUUAUUGUCACUGGGAAUCUGACCACUAUAACUGUCCCUUUUUUUCUUUUUUUGUAUUCUAGGUAAUGUUUUUUGGAAUGGAUUUAUGUCUUUUCUUUUUUAAGUGAAAGUUAAAUUUGUUCUAAUGCCCGUUCCCUAAAGCCGACAGAGGUUCGUAGAUUUAAAGGGAUCUUGUUUGGAGAAGGCAACAGAGGUUUGGAAAAAACCAAGCAAGUCCCUUAGCACUUGGGUCCGUUUCUCUUGAAGGAAGCGGAGCUUGGGGGGGUCCCACAGACCCUGCAGGUUUCUGUUGGCUCGACUCUUCAAUUACAUAAUCUUAUGCUUUAAUACAUAACUGCAUUGGAUGUGAGAGUAAUGUAUCUGUAUAGUCACUGUUCAAUAUAUUAACAUUUAAACACUGCUGUGAUUGCUCAAGGGCAUUUUAUGUUAUGGCUUUAAAACAAAGGCAUGAUUAUUAGGAAACUAUUUAAGCUUUUUUUUCCUUUGAAAAACAAGCUCCUUCUACAGAAUAUAAGCAACAGUAGUGCCUGUGGUUUAGCCCACCAAUCUUGAUGACUAAAAGUAGCUGAUGCAUUGUGCAUAUGAUGCUUGAGAUGGUUUUUGCAAAAGCAGAAAUCACUGCAAGGUAAUUAAUUACAAUAGAUAAAAGUGGUAUUUUAAACCUUUGAAAUAAAUGGAUGUAACUGUACCUUGGUACAGCUUUCACUUGUUUAGUUUUUAAACGUUAGUAUCAUCUGAAUAAAUUUAAUAGAAAACGUUGCCAAAUUCAAUGUAGAAAGAAUGUGACAACACACCUUGGGUAGUUCUGUUUGUGUUUUUGCAUAUUGUAAAAGCAGUGUCACAGCUAAAAAUAAAGACAUCGUUUCUAAAGGUAAAUUAUUGUGGUUUAGUUGCUAGUUUGUACUGAGAGUUGACCUCUCCCUGUGCAGUUUUUUUGUUCUAAACUUGUAUAAAUAACAAUCGUGUAUGUGUCUCCCUUCUACCUUGUAACAACUGCUUCAGCCUACAUUAUAAAUAAAGAACCACUAGAAAAAGUC